Messenger RNA from Symbiodinium necroappetens, 558 nucleotides. Lineage: Eukaryota; Dinophyceae; Suessiales; Symbiodiniaceae. The record is from the annotation of a GenBank genome assembly.
AUGGCGGUGAAGAGAUGGACCUGUGAUGUGGACGGGCUGCUCGCUGGGAUCUACGCUUCGCCAGGCUGGGCUCUGGCUAAGGCGAUGUGUGACAACAACAUGUCUGUGAGCACCGUGAACGGAGCGCGCAUGCAAGACUGUACGCUCGAUGCGGUGUACAACCAGACGCUCAUGACUCCGACCGCCAUUCUUAUCUUCAAGUUCCGUAGCUCCACCGUGGACCAGUUGAAGAACAUCCUGCAUCUUUGGCGCACGGAUAAAACUGGGCAGUCGUCGCACGCGCCUCAAAUGAUGUCUAGCCUGGUCCUCGAGAAGGACUGGGGUUCGGGCGGCCAGAUCAUCUCGAAGACCGUACCAUGCUCGCAGAUCCCUGAGAAGUUCAAGUACCAGAAUCUGGGCGACUGCGAGCAGAUGGGCGACAGUGGUGUCCUACUUGUGUGGAGCAGCCUCUGGGUUCUGCAAGUACCAUACUUUACCACUCUUUUGGAGGGAACCUGUUCAGUACCAUACUUUACUACUCUUCUGGGGGGAACCUGUUCCUGCAAGGAGCCAAAGUAG